Messenger RNA from Aphis gossypii (cotton aphid), 775 nucleotides. RefSeq names its product STAM-binding protein-like. Lineage: Eukaryota; Metazoa; Arthropoda; Insecta; Hemiptera; Aphididae. Gene Ontology annotation, cellular component: membrane; endosome. The coding region runs from base 149 to 613 and encodes 154 amino acids. Gene Ontology annotation, molecular function: K63-linked deubiquitinase activity. The transcript has 5 exons. The record is from RefSeq and is a predicted model, not a curated record. Gene Ontology annotation, biological process: protein K63-linked deubiquitination.
GUUUGUUACUUGGUUACCUUAGACCAUGAUAUGUAAAGGAAUGUUCCAGAAUACUCCGCCAUCAUUUAUAUUGUUUAUAUAAUUUGAAAUAGUUGAACAAUAUACGUCAUACAAAAUUGAUUUUGAUUGUAAAAUAUAAAUUAAAUAUAUGAAUUAUAAUAUAAUUAAUACUACACAUGUGGAACCCCCAGAAAAAAGGAUUGGAACAUUACUGUUGUUAAAUCCAAAAAUCGAGUUAAACAUAAAUAUGGCAGUUAUAAAAUAUUACCAUUUUGGACGACAGUUGAUUAAUAUGGCGAAAGUAAAUGCAAAAGAAAACGAUUUGGAAAAAGCAUAUGUUUACUAUACAAGAUUUAUGACAUUAUUUUUGGAAACUAUUAAAGAACAUCCAGAUUACAAAAAUGUACCAAUUGAAGAACGUAAUUUAAAUUAUCGUGCACUUCGCAAAGCUUUUCUAAACACAGAAAAUAUAAAAACUAAAUUAUUAAAACAAUUUAGGACACAAUAUAAGUUGCGUCAAGAACAAAAUAAAAAUCACCAGACCAAUGUUGAACAAGAACACUACAACUCCGUACAAUCUUCAUCAAAUAAUUGUUCCAGUCAAUUAAAUUAAAGAGUUUAAAGAAAAAGUACAAUAUAAUACAUGCAAUAACUUAAAGACUUGUGGAAUAUUAACAGAAAAAUUGGUGUCAAAAUAAAAUUGAUGAAAAACGGGAAUUUUUGUAUGAAUCCAGUUAAUUAAUCAAAAAUGAAUAACUGCUUUAGUGCUUUAUAU